Aedes aegypti (yellow fever mosquito) is the source of this 2417-nucleotide messenger RNA. Its product is annotated as broad-complex core protein isoforms 1/2/3/4/5. The coding region runs from base 331 to 1980 and encodes 549 amino acids. Gene Ontology annotation, cellular component: nucleus. Gene Ontology annotation, molecular function: protein binding. The transcript is spliced from 5 exons. The record is from RefSeq and is a predicted model, not a curated record. Gene Ontology annotation, biological process: regulation of transcription by RNA polymerase II. Lineage: Eukaryota; Metazoa; Arthropoda; Insecta; Diptera; Culicidae.
CUAUCAACAACGAGUCAUUAUUGCUAUCCUGAGUAAAGGACCUUUUCUCCAUGCACAUAGAACGGAUCUCCGUCUUACGCUGUGGCAAAGGAGACCACGACUGAACAGCCUACAUAAUGAUAACGGUUACUGCUGCUGAUAAGGAUUCGUCACCGGAGCCGAAGAUAGAACCGACCGACGAAGACUUAUUGGAGGACGUCGAGAUCGGCAAUUAGUCUUGAGUGUUUUCCAGUCGGUAGUGGACGUGUGCGUGGAGUGUUCCUAACAAAAAGCGUUCCCUUUACGAAGGAUAUCAACUGUGGUCGGUGUUGCGGGAAUCUAGAGAUCAGAAUGGACGAAUUUGCCCUGUGUUGGAACAACUUCGCCGACAAUAUUGCCAGCGGGUUCCAGAAUCUGUACGACCGGGGCGAUUUGGUCGAUGUGACCAUCGCUUGCGAUGGGAAGCUGCUGAAGGCGCACAAGAUUGUGCUGGCCAUCUGCAGCCCGUACUUCCAGGAGAUGUUCAUGAGCAAUCCGUGCAAGCAUCCGAUCGUGGUCCUCAAAGACGUCUCCGUCAACGUGAUGCAAGAGCUGCUCCAGUUCAUGUACCAGGGCGAGGUCAACGUCAAACACUCCGAGCUGCAGUGCUUCAUGAAAAUCGCCGAAACCCUCCAGAUCAAAGGUCUGACCGCUUCCCACAAAAACGACCGUAGCCCAACGCCAUCUGCGGGGCUCACACCGAUCCUGGCCCACCGGUCAUCCAGCACUAGUCAGCUGGAUCCGUCCAAACUGAACUCCUACCUGACCGCAGCGGCCAAGGAAAACCUUAAACGAGCGGCGGAAGCCACUCCGGAGGCGUUUAUCGGCGGCUACCCCAUCAAAGCCACAAAACGCUCUAGCGAUAGUAUAGACCAGGACAGCAACUCCGACUGCAUGGACAAUCUCAGCUCGGAUGAGGCCUUCAUCCCUGCAUCGCCGCAAAUCUCCAUGAUCGAACAAUCGUCCUCCACGGCCACACCCUCGGCCCGUCAGUUUGACCUGGCGAAUGUCAAACGGGAAACGGGCGCGGAAGGUCUAUCUUCCCCACAGCAAAGCCCCACAAACUUGGCAACUUCGGCGGCGGCCAUGGGAGCGGCUGCUGCCGCGGCGGCUGCAAUGAAACUGGGGUUUUCCAGUACGCCGACUUCGGCCUCGGCCGCGUUGCAUCCCAUGUUCGGAGGGUUCGAUCACACCAAUAGCAGUUUUAGCGGCAUUGCGACCAGUUUGGCGUCGAUCAGCGGCAAUGGCAGCAAUAGUGGGCCGGUUUCGGUGGCCGCAGGUGCCACAGGAGCUGGACCUGGCGCAGGGGCGCUGAAACUGACAUCGAUGGACUAUUCGGGAGACUACGGCUCGGAUUAUGGCAAGGGCGGAGUGCCUCCCGGGCACAUGGACAUUCCGGCGGUAGCCCCCGGCGAAAAGUGGUUCCAGGGCCGGCUGCAGUUCAUGUUGAGCCAGCGGGGCAAGCCGCUGCUGGUGCACGACGGCCACUCCUUCGGCAUCCAGUACAUCCGCAAGGACAAAAAGUACUGGCAGUGCAACCUGUCGCGCAAGUACAACUGCAAGGCGCGCGUCACCACGACGGACACCGGCGACAUCAUCGUGACCAACAACGAACACUGCCACACGGAAAUCCGGCAGCACUUACGCAAGGACUACAAAUCGAUGAAGCAGCUGAACGCCAGUCUGGCAGCACUUCGCGCUCGGCAUCACGACGUGCUCAAUCUGGGCCUGGUAAACGUUGGCGGAACUUCCAUCACGGACAUGAGCAGCUUGACCAGCAAUAGCAGCAAUUCGACGCUCGGAUUGAACAAUAACGGUGCCAUAGGGGGCGCCCUUUCGGCAAUGGUAUCUUCCCAGCAAUCCUCCCAGCAGCAACAGGAACAGGAAACUAGUCUCAACUUGUCCACCAACUCGGGCAACUGGCAGCUCAAGAAGGAACCGACGCCGAGCAAUAACGAGUAAGUAAAGCAACUAUAGCAAUCACGUAAACCAAAGUUUUGAAGGACUCAAACUUCAAACUUCAAACUCUUAUUUAGAUGGUAGGACCUUUGUUAUUUUGUUAGGAAAUUUAUAUAAGUGUUCAAAUAGUUAGUAUGAACUCAAUCAUGACCAAAGUUUUUUUUAUACAGAUUAUAAAUGUACUUAGGGUAGGUCUAAACUUCCUAUGGUUGCUCAAUAGUAGUUAAGGUUAGAAAUAUUUCUAGUUUUUUUUUGUGUAGAAUUUUUCAUUCUUGCCAUUCAACUCUGAAAAAAGUGCCUUUUUUUGACAGCAAUUCAAAUUAACGACAUGAACAGACAAUUUAUCUGCAGUUAACAGUGCUUUUGAGAUAGUUUUUAGUUUCUGUUGGAUGUUAUUUUAGUUUUGUUGCAUUUUGAAACAAAUUGAGUUUGAUUUUACA